Molecule: messenger RNA, 615 nt
Organism: Numida meleagris (helmeted guineafowl)
Lineage: Eukaryota; Metazoa; Chordata; Aves; Galliformes; Numididae
Gene: DTD2
Product: D-tyrosyl-tRNA deacylase 2 (putative)
Exons: 3
Coding region: 86-589 (167 amino acids)
Biological process (GO): tRNA metabolic process
Cellular component (GO): cytoplasm
Molecular function (GO): D-tyrosyl-tRNA(Tyr) deacylase activity
Source: RefSeq, a predicted model, not a curated record
GCACCGUGACCCCGCCGCCGCCCCGCCCAAGCUCUACGCCAGCUCUCACGCCGCUCGCCGCCGCCUCCCGUGUGCCCUCCGCCCCAUGGCGGCGGUACGGCCGGUGUUGGCUCGGGCCCUGCUGCAGCAGUGCCUAUUCGCCCGGCUACAGGUGAAACCGCCCGAGCGCGGGGCGGAAGCCGAGUGGGAGGAGAUCCAGAGAGGACUUGUUAUCUACAUAUGCUUCUUCAAAGGUGCUGAUGAGGAUCUUGUUCCAAAAAUUGUCAACGUUCUGUUGAAUGUUAAAUUAAGUGAAGAUGAAAAUGGGGAGUACGUAUCUGUCCUUGAUUUACCAGGCAAUGUGCUCAUCAUACCACAAGCUACGCUGGGUGGUAAACUGAAGGGAAGAAAGAUGCAGUAUCAUGCAAACAUUGAAAAAGAAAAAGGAAUGGAACUUUAUUCUCAGUUUGUGACUUUGUGUGAAAAGGAACUGGCUGCAAAUGCCAAAUGCAUGGAAGCAGGUGUUCUUGUUAAGCAUGGCACAUAUGGAAACAGACAGGUGUUAAAACUGGAUACAAAUGGACCUUACACUCAUCUGGUUGAAUUCUGAAAAAAUAAAUACUAUCACAGAUACAA